This is a messenger RNA of Venturia canescens, 6083 nucleotides long. RefSeq names its product ATP-dependent chromatin assembly factor large subunit (gene Acf). Gene Ontology annotation, molecular function: protein binding; DNA binding. The coding region runs from base 561 to 5030 and encodes 1489 amino acids. Gene Ontology annotation, cellular component: nuclear chromosome; CHRAC. The record is from RefSeq and is a predicted model, not a curated record. Lineage: Eukaryota; Metazoa; Arthropoda; Insecta; Hymenoptera; Ichneumonidae. Gene Ontology annotation, biological process: positive regulation of DNA replication; regulation of heterochromatin formation; chromatin remodeling. The transcript is spliced from 15 exons.
GUCACCAGUGUGUAUCGCUCCUAUAGAUAUAUCUAUAUAUGCGUGUACAUUGCGCGUUUGGCAAAACGGGAACGUUCUUCGGCGAGAAAGCGAAGAAAAAAAGACAUCCACUGUCAUACUAAAACGCGAUACAACAACGGCGUUUUUUUCCAUUGAUUCACGAUGCUGCUAAAAUCGCUUGAAAGACGCACGAUCGAUUCAUCUUAAAAUCCCGUUUGAUCAUAGACUCGGGGAAAGGAAGACCGAAGAAAUAAUAUCGUGUGCACGGUUCGAGAAGAUUUUUCUAUCUACACUCGCUCGUUCGUAAUUCGACAGCGAACGCGGGUAUUGUUCUACUGCGUAUGUGUUUUUUGAGUGGUGGGUUAGGUGGUCCGCGCUUUUCCGGAAAGAACGUAGGUGCAUGAACGUCUCGGCGUGCUCUGCUGCUGCCAAUCUUUACAAUUGAUUUCCUUUUAAUAGAGUGAAAAAGUAAGAAAGAAAAGAUAAGUAUCUCAUCAAACUGCUCGUUAUUCCGGACGAGAGGAAUCGCGGCAGAGAUAAUAAAACAGUGACGCUCUACAAUGCCGUAUUUGAGGAAAAAACCGUUUCAACGGCUUCACGUUUCCUCCGACUAUAAGGACGACGAUGAGGUCUUUCAUUGCGAGGUUACGAACGAAGUCUUCAAAGAUUACAAUGAAUUUUGUGAGAGAAUCAUUCUAUGCAACUCGACCAUAUGGUCAUGCAGUAUCACAGGAAAAACCAACAUGACAUUCGAGGAAGCUCUUGUAUGCGAGGAAAAUGCAAAGAAAAGUCUCAAGGAAUUUCCCAUGGAGCUGAGAAUCCCAAUAUUGUAUCUGGCAAAUCGGACAUGCAGAACCUCUUUUAACGAAAUGAUAGAAGAUGUUUACCAAUUUGCAAGAGAUCGUUUUUUUGUUGGAGAAAUGGUGGAGGCAAGUUUCACAGAAGAUUCUUGGUGCGAGUGUCACGUUCUCCAGGUCAUUGAACCAACGGAGGCUCAAAUAGAAGCAUAUGUUCCAGAAGCCAAUAGAAAUCCACAGGACAGACAUUACCAUCCACCGGCAAAACUAUUCAGAUACGAGGUUGAACAACUCGAUUGUGGAGAUUCCGACGUUAGCCAAUUAAUGAUUGUUGAGGCAGCCCAAGUUAGAAGAAGAAAACAACAGUACAGCAGAGAACGAAACAAGAUUUUCCUUAGACUUCUCUGUGAAUUGAACAGCAAUGGCAUCUGGGUCAUAAAAGAAAGCGUUCAACAAAAAUACGGCAUAGCGAAAGUCCGUUUCGAUACAAUAUUUGCCGGACCGUUGCCAGACUUCACCCCGCAACCGAAAAAAAUAAUCAAACAGAAGCAAGAAACAUUGGAUAAAUUCCUAACGGCGGAUACAACGAAACACCGACAGUUCGAGAAACCUGAUCCGCUCCGUAAACUCAACGAGACUUCGAUCGUCGUUAAAAAAUUUCGUAAACCCAGUUCUAAAAAAUUAACGAACGGUAGAGUCAAGGAAGAUUUGAAAGCUCGUGCUUUAGAGAACAAAGCAAAGAGGCAAGAGCAACGCAACGAAAAUCGGGAGCGAAAGAAAGAGGAGAAACAAAAGCUCGCUGCUUUAGCGGCUUACGUUCGUGAAUGGAACAAACCUCGUGAGGAUCUCGAAUGCGAAGAUUUGAGACCGUUGCACGAGCCCACAGCGAUAAAAUGUGGCGUGCCGAACGAGAGUUUCGGAGAUUUUGCUAUGAUACUUGAAUUUUUACAAUUCUUCAAAGAAGAACUUGAAGUCUCAACGUAUUUCCCGAAUGGCAUCAACUUGGAUAUUCUGGAAAGAGCCAUGAUGGUCAAAGAGACUUCAGGAUCGUGGAGCGAAUUGUUGCAGCUAUUGUUAGCAAAUAUUUUCAAGUAUCAGGCGGAGGAAGAAGAUGAGAUUCAUGCUGACGACGGUGGGGACGAUGUCAAUAUGGAACAUGGGGUUUCCUCGAUGGCCGAAGCCGUCAAACUCGCUACCAUGGCUUCCUCUUGGUGCCAAAAUCAGCAAGGCUGCCAGCUCUCUGAAAUUACGUUGGAUCAUGUUACCCUAAGUGAGAUUUUGCGACAACACCUUCUCAGCUCGGGUGGACGGAUCAGCGAAGCUGCUUCCAAAUGGCGAUACUCUCAACGCGGGGGUUAUACAAAUCAUGACGAUCCGGCAUUACAACUGCGCAUGAACGAAGCAAGAAUUCUUCGCACACUCGGUCAUCGUAGCGUCUGCGAGUUCGAUCUUGCCGAUCGUCUCACCUUAACAAUAUGUUUGAUAAAUCAACUGCUCACAUUUGCGUCAAUACGCGACGUGAUCGAGGAACGUCAUGAAAAAGUACAUCAAGCACGACGCGAGCUAAAAUUAUUUCUCCUCGCCGAACAGAAAAAAGAACGCGAAGAAAAAGAGAAAAUGAAGGAACGUGAAAAAGACGGCAACAAAGUUGAGCCGGAUUUAGAACAAGAACCGAAAAAGGUAACACGCGGCAAUCGCGGCGAGGAGAAAAAGCGAGAGGAUUAUGAAAAUAAAUUAACGGAAUUGCGGCAAGCCUCGAAAGAUGAUCAAAUGAUGCUCUAUUUGGGCUCUGAUCGUUCUCAUCGCAGAUAUUGGCGUUUCCUUUCUAUCCCUGGACUUUUUGUGGAAAACGAUGAAUGGUGGCCGGGCACUUGUCUUCGAGACGGAACUCCGUAUUUACCAGAACUUCAGGAUGGUGAUGCAACUUAUACGUAUCUAAGAAAUAAAUUCGAAGACGAGCUCAGCGACAAGGAGAACAGCGUUAACAAGGCAUCAAAAUCUCCCAAAAAAGGUGGUACCGCUGACAAGAAUGGUAUAAAAUCACCGAGAAAAGAAUCAAAACAAGAUUUCAACGAAAUUAGACGGAAGCUCAUGUGUUGCACCGGCAAUGCCGAAUGUCCGGUUCACCGGAAGCGAGCUGAACCAAAGUGGAGUUUUUACGGUAUACGAGAGGAUCUUGAGGCUGUGAUAAAUGGUUUAAACAAACGUGGCAUCCGGGAAGGCGAACUCAAGAAUAAUCUCAUUCACGAAACCGAUAGCUUGAUCUCGGUUAUUGAAAAUUGUCCGAAAUACAAACUCAAUCCAGAAUUGUUUGGACCACCUCCAAAGGACACUACGGCCAAGACGUCUAAGAAGAGCAACAAAAACGAAAAUUUCAAUUUGAAUUUCCCCGCAGACAUGGCGAUCGACGACGUCAUGGAGCUGACGCUACGAGACUCGAUACUCGAUCUCGAGGAGAAAUUGUCAGCUGGUUGUCUUGGCUCCUUGAAAGUGAAAGAUCGUGAUGCCUGGAGAGAUGCAAUAACAAAUGGCAAAUACGAUAAACAGUGUGACAAACUCGUUUACGGUCCGCACGAGUCCGAAGUUGAUCUACCUUUCAAUUCAACUCUCGACAAAAUAAAGAGCGAAUCAAGAAACAGCCGACCCGGCACUCCUGAUUCGGAAGUCGGCAGUGCAAUCGGAAAAGUUUACAGAGAUCCUGGUAAAUACCUCGGUCCUCCUGGUGAAAACGACAUUACUCCCGAUCCUAAACAACAAACCAGCAUUAGGCAAAUGGCGUGCGCCAUUCUCCAACUGUCUAACGCCGUAGAACCGAAAUUCUUGAAAAAACCAAGCGGCGCUGACGAUAAAGACAAAGUCUCGAUCGAAGAAAGUCGCGAAAGAUGGGAACAAUCGUUGAUGGCUUCGACAAGCUGGUCUCAACUUUUCGUUCAUCUCAAUACACUCGAGAACAAGGUUGCUUGGGGAAAAAGCGUCACUCACGCUCGUUGUCGUGUUUGUCGAAGGAGAAAGAAUGCUGAAAUUAUGCUCCUAUGCGACGGCUGCAACAAAGGCCACCAUCUUUACUGUUUGAAGCCUAAAUUAACGACCGUACCCGAAGGCGAUUGGUUCUGCUCCAGCUGCAAACCUCGUGAAACAAAGCCGAAAGAAAAAAUAAAGAAACGGAAGAAAUUCGAAGAUGAGUCCGAGGAAGAAACGGUCAUUUUGACCAAAGAAACCAGGCACAAUCGAGCGAAACGCGUGCCUGACAGUGACUGCGGCGACGUGGAAAACGGGGAUGAAGAUGGUGACGACGACGAUAAAGAAGAAGAUACCGAUGCAGGCUCGAAAGCGGAACCCGUGUGUACAAGCUGCCGAGGUAACGGUCGAUUGGUUUCGUGUGAUUCGUGUCCUCAGCGUUUCCACAUCGAUUGCCUCGAGCCACCUUUGGUCAGAAUCCCUCGUGGCAAGUGGACUUGCCACGACUGUAGAAAUCCACGUAAACACUCCAGCAGAAUAGUCCGAGGGCGAGAAAGAGAGAGGGACAAUGAGAGGCUGAGCGCGGCUGCCGCCCGCUCGCGCAUUCACGGCUUCGUCAAGACUCUUCUCACUACAGAUUCUGCUGAUUGGGACGCCGGAAGCGCGUCGGAGGAAACUACAGCUCGCCAAACGAGACGAACAACAAAGCGUGCGGCAUUCGAAGAGAAGUCGACAACAACUCAGCUGAAAGAACUGUUGGCGGAUGUAAUGAAACAUGUUGACUCGUGGCCUUUCUUGACACCCGUUACGAUUGACGAGGUUCCGGAUUACUACGAUUACAUUAAAAAUCCCAUGGAUUUUGGCACAAUAAAGACUAAACUCGAGAGUGGCAAAUAUGGGAACGUUAAAGAAUUUGUAACCGAUUGUCAAUUGGUGUUUGAAAACUGUGACACUUAUAAUCAAGAGCACAGUGUCGUGUACAAUUUUGUUCACAGGGCCGGUAUGCGACUGUCGGCGUACUUUGAGAAAAAAUGCAAAGCACUGGGUUUAACGGUGGAAGAAGAGAUCGAUCAGGCGGAGGAGCAGCCACCUGAGAAAAAGCCGAGACUGGCGAGCAACGGUCUUCAUGAGGAGGAAGAGGAGAGCGACGAGGAAGAGGACAAUGAAGGGAACGAUGCAGAGAUGGAGGUGGAUGAGGAUGAGGAUGAGGAAGACGAAGACGAGGAAGAAAAUGAAGAAGCUGAAGAUGACAACGAUUCAACGUACGGAAGUUAAGAAUAAAGGGAAACACGAUCGAUUCUGAGGAAUCGUUGAUGAGAUUUGAAAAACGCGAUUAAAAUGAUGAAUCGUAUGUACCUUAUAAACAAAAAUAUGUAUACUGUAUUAUAGAACCAUCGUAAGCGCGCUCCGUGAUUUUCUGUACCUUUACCACUGCGAAAACACGAAAAUGCAAACAAAGAAGAAAAAAACGAACAAAAAUAUCGAACGCGAUUCUUGAUACUUGUAGCUUCUAAUUAUUAUUAUUUUUUUUUAAUUACGUUUCUUUUUUUUCUGCUUUCUAUCCGAGACUGAUUCGUGACACGGAUGCACGCAGUAUUAUUUACCAGAGAUUAAUGCGAAUGGUUGUAAUUGGAGCCGUGGCGAAGUGAAAACAAAAAAGGUAUACAAAAAAAGUUGCUUCGGAAGAAUCUGAGAUGUGUAUUUGUAGAAAUCCUCUGCUGUAACUAAGAAGCCAGUACAAGCGAGAGGACUCGGUACGCUUGAGACCUAUAAUAUCGUAAUUAUUAAUACCCUCUCUCAUCUCCUCUUCUCACAAGUAGUUAUUCAUUAAGUAAAUAUGAUUUCGUUCCAGAAUCACUUUUCCCAUCAUCGUCGGCACUAUUUAUUAAUAUUAAUUUUCAUUGUAAAAUUUCACCAUCACUGAUCAAAUUGCAGAUUCAGUUUGACGCGAAAUUUUCACCCUGUCACACCGUCACCUUUGGCAAACUAACAACUCGAAUUUAGCAGUUGAAAAAAAGUUCUCGUGACCUCGCGCGGCUCAUAACUAUGUUCCAAAAUUAAUAUGAUUUCGUUGUAACAAUAUAACGAUUAGACAAAAAUGACGGUACUUAUCUUUUUUUCCAUUGAUAUAUAUAUUUUUUUCUCUUUACCAUCAACAUCCGCUAAACCUCGAGUUGUUUGACAUUUAGGCUGGGCCUACACGUACAAUUUAAGAUUCACGAAAUGUUAUUGUCCAUUGAAUUGUACACCACAAUCAUCGAGGGACGGUCGUUUAGAAUGAUGUAUGUUUUAUACAAUUAAUUUGGUAAUAAACACCCUCAAAACUGA